AUCCUCGUCCUAAGCAAGGUCCCACUAGCCAACCCCUGGCCGCCACGGGCUUUCCUGCCCGGUACUCGUCAUCAUGUCCUUUAUUCCUGUGGCGGAGGACUCCGACUUUCCCAUCCAAAACCUGCCCUAUGGCGUUUUCUCCACUCAAAGCCACCCAAAACCACGGAUUGGUGUGGCUAUCGGUGACCAGAUCUUGGACCUCAGUGUCAUUAAACACCUCUUCACUGGGCCUGUUCUCUCCAAACACCAGCAUGUCUUCGAUGAGACAACUCUCAACAGCUUUAUGGGCCUGGGCCAAACUGCCUGGAAGGAGGCAAGAGCAUCCUUACAGAACUUGCUGUCUGCCAGCCAAGCCAGGCUCAGAGAUGACAAGGAGCUUCGGCAGCGUGCAUUCAUCUCCCAAGCUUCUGCCAAGAUGCACCUUCCUGCUACCAUAGGAGACUACACGGACUUCUACUCCUCUCGGCUGCAUGCCACUAAUGUUGGCAUUAUGUUCAGGGGCAAGGAGAAUGCGCUGAUGCCCAAUUGGCUCCACUUACCUGUGGGAUACCAUGGCCGGGCUUCCUCCAUUGUGGUAUCUGGCACCCCAAUCCGAAGACCCAUGGGACAGAUGAGACCUGAUAACUCAAAGCCUCCUGUGUAUGGGGCCUGCAAGCUCCUGGACAUGGAGUUGGAAAUGGCUUUCUUUGUCGGCCCUGGGAACAGAUUUGGAGAGCCAAUCCCCAUAUCCAAAGCCCACGAGCACAUUUUCGGGAUGGUCCUCAUGAACGACUGGAGUGCACGAGACAUCCAGCAGUGGGAAUACGUUCCCCUUGGGCCAUUUCUGGGGAAGAGCUUUGGAACCACCAUCUCCCCAUGGGUGGUACCUAUGGAUGCCCUCAUGCCCUUUGUGGUGUCCAACCCAGAGCAGGACCCCAAGCCCUUGCCAUAUCUCUGCCACAAGCAGCCGUACACAUUUGAUAUCAACCUGUCUGUUGCCUUGAAAGGAGAAGGAAUGAGCCAGGCGGCUACCAUCUGCAGGUCCAACUUUAAGCAUAUGUACUGGACCAUGCUGCAGCAACUCACACACCACUCUGUUAAUGGAUGCAAUCUGAAACCUGGAGACCUCUUGGCUUCUGGAACCAUCAGUGGAUCAGAACCUGGAAGCUUUGGCUCUAUGCUGGAACUGUCCUGGAGGGGAACAAAGGCCAUCGAUCUGGGUCAGGGGCAGACCAGGACCUUCUUGCAGGAUGGCGAUGAAGUCAUCAUAACAGGUCACUGCCAGGGGAAUGGCUUCCGAGUUGGUUUUGGCCAGUGUGCAGGGAAAGUGCUGCCUGCCCUUUCACCAGCCUAAGGCUUCAGAAACCACAAGCCACAGCCUUGCCUGCCCCGGACCAUGCUACGGUUGCCCU
Phodopus roborovskii (desert hamster) is the source of this 1391-nucleotide messenger RNA. RefSeq names its product fumarylacetoacetate hydrolase (gene Fah). The transcript has 14 exons. The coding region runs from base 74 to 1333 and encodes 419 amino acids. NCBI's taxonomy places the organism in Eukaryota, Metazoa, Chordata, Mammalia, Rodentia, Cricetidae. Gene Ontology annotation, biological process: L-phenylalanine catabolic process; homogentisate catabolic process; L-tyrosine catabolic process. The record is from RefSeq and is a predicted model, not a curated record. Gene Ontology annotation, molecular function: fumarylacetoacetase activity.